CCUCCAUCGCUAGAAAUCUUUUAUGUUCUAAUCAAUUACGUUUAAUACGACAAAAAGGGCUUUUGAAAAGUCAAUUUCAAAUCGUAUUUAGGUUUCCUCGAGAACAGCUAAUUUUUAGAUUUUUAAUCGCUUAAGCGAGAAAGUCAGCUGACCCCAAGAGCCACCUACAUUAUUUACUGUUGAUGUAGUGUCACUUUUGCGGUUUUUUUACAAAGUAUAUACGCUGUUCAUCCCCAUAGAGUGAUGACAGCUGAAAUCAUGCAUAGCAUAUACACAAUAGUCAUUUUUGGCAUUCUUGGAUCAAGUGUGGUUCACUCUUUGCCCCCAGAGCAACCCAUUACUGGGGGUAUGCUUUACCCCAGGGAAACAAUGACGAGGGAUAUUAAAGAUCUUGGUGGGAUUUGGCAGUUUCAAGUUGACUUGUCUACAUGGAGGAAUCAAAGUUUAGUUAAAGAAUGGUGGAAAAGGCCCCUUGCUGAAAAUGUUGAUCAUGUCUUAGAUAUGCCAGUACCCUCGAGUUACAAUGACAUCACAGCUAAUCGCUCAAUACAGAAUUUUGUUGGUUGGGCCUGGUAUGAAACCACAUUCCAGACACCUAAACACUGGCUUGAUACUGUCGAAGGCAAAAUUGCCAGGAGGAUCGUCCUGAGAUUUGAAAGCGUCAGAUACUAUGCCUCCGUUUGGUUGAAUGGCAUGGAGGUGAUGUCUCAUGAAGGCGGUCACUUACCAUUUGAAGCUGAAAUCUCCCAGUAUCUGUUCGCUCCCCCUGUUACUAACAGACUGACUGUGGCAGUGAAUAGUACCAUGCAUGCACAUACGUUACCCCCAGGAUCUUUCUCAUGGGAGCCAAACACAAAUCGAUAUCCUGAGAAUUACUUCAUUAUGGAUCCAGUUGGCAAUUUCUUCCAUUAUUGUGGCAUUGAUAGGCGUGUUUUGUUGUAUAGCACACCUUUGGUAUAUAUUGAUGACAUCACAGUGGACACUACAUAUAGAAACAUUUCAGGCAAUAUAACAGGAGUAGUGAAUUACAACAUCAGCGCUAUAGGAACUACGACACAAAACAAGGUUUACGUUUCUGUGAUUGACAAAAGUCAGCCUGGAAAAGCUAAAGUUAUUUCCUCCAGUAAAAUGGUCAAGGGAGACAUAGCUGCAAGUGUAGAGGUCCCAGAUGCCAAACUAUGGUGGCCAAUGUACAUGAGUAAUAGCCCAGGUUUUAUGUACACAUUGCGUGUGACGAUAGUUGAUGUCUCAGGUAUCGCGAUAUACGACCAAUAUGAUCUUCCAAUCGGAAUCAGAACAGUUAGGGUCACUAAAACGCAGUUCCUUAUCAACGAGCAGCCAUUUUAUUUUCAUGGGUUUGGAAAACACGAAGAUUAUGAUCUCAGAGGUAAAGCAGUUGACCCUGUCACAAAUCUCCGGGACUUUUAUCUAAUGAAAUGGAUUCAUGCGAACUCAUUUAGAACAUCUCAUUACCCCUAUGCAGAGGAAAUCAUGGACUUAGCUGAUAAGUAUGGGAUAGCUGUAAUAGAUGAAUCACCAGCUGUAGGGCUAGCCUCUAAGGAAAAUUUUGACCCAGUGGUGCUACAAAAACAUCUGAAGGUAGAAUCGGAGCUGAUCCGACGAGAUAAAAACCGCCCAGGUGUCGUUAUGUGGUCCCUUGCAAAUGAGGCGAGCUUGGGACAUGACUACUCGACUGCUUAUUUCAAGGCUGUAUUUCAACAUGUAAAGGCUCUAGAUAAAACCCGUCCUGCAUCUAUGGUUCUCAAUCAGCAUGGAAACGCAACAUUUUUCUGUGAUGUCAUAUUGUUUAAUGUCUACCAUGGUUGGUAUAAUGACAGAGGAAGACUAGAAACUGUGGCACUUCAGAUGUAUGAUGAUAUGUCGACAUGGUAUAAAGAGCUCCAAAGGCCUGUCAUGAUCACAGAGUAUGGAGCAGGGGCUGUUGCAGGAAUGCACCUACUGCCCAGCUUUACAUAUACAGAAGACUACCAGGUUGAAAUUCUUCGAGAAAAUCAGAAAGCCUUUGAUAAACUCAAGGCUGAGGGCUACUUUGUUGGUGAGAUGAUAUGGAACUUCGCAGAUUUUAAGCAGCCCCCUCUGAGUGAUAUAGUGAUCAACAAUCGCAAGGGUGUAUUCACUCGUCAGCGCGACCCUAAAGAAUCUGCUUAUCUCGUCAAAGAUCGCUACGUGAAGCUAGCCCAAGCAAUGCAACAGUCCAUGGGGAUGCAAUCAUUACAAAAUGAGGUGGAUGAAAAACUAAGAUUUGUCCCUGAGAAUGGUGUUGACUUGUUAUAAAUAUUCAGCGCUUUAAUUGGCAGCAAAGAGUAGAUGGUGGAAACUCCUAUGCUAAUGUUUCCCUUGUAAUUCUUAUUUAAUUAUUUGAAAAAUCAUUUGAAGAGAAUGUAUAAAUGGACAUACCAAAAAAUGUCCACAACAGCCAUUUUCUGUCUACCUAGUCUUAUCGCCAUUGAUUGUAGUAAAGGGUCUAAUCUAAUGGGGCGGUUUUGGUGCUUAUUGGACUUAAGCAUAAUAGUUUUCUGUUCACCUAUUUAGACGAACAAUUAAUAAAAUGAUAUAUGUAUAUUUUUCAGAUGUGCCAUACUUUUUUACAUACGAAGGCAAUGUGUUAUGCAAUACUAUAUAUUUUAAAUAUUUAACUUUAUAAUAAUGCAAAAUAUAUUUUAAGGAAUAAUAUAGGAAUAUCCUAUGGUUUUGAAAAAAUAUCAUUUGUAUCCAUGAGUGUAUAUUGAUAUCUUCAUGAGUGAGUGCAGCAAAUGAGUGAAAAUAUUUAUAUCCAUGAGUGAAUAUAAUUGAUAUUUUUGAAAA
Owenia fusiformis is the source of this 2826-nucleotide messenger RNA. NCBI's taxonomy places the organism in Eukaryota, Metazoa, Annelida, Polychaeta, Sabellida, Oweniidae. The record is from the annotation of a GenBank genome assembly.